AUGAUUGUGAAAGCAGAUGACAUUAGCUACCUUCUACUGACAAUAAGAAUCAGCAAUAAGGGGAGUCUUGUAGGAGCCGCAGCGACAGACGGCGCCGCGCACCAACCCGGCGCCGCCUGGCAGAAGCCGCGCAGAGGCUGGCCCGAGCGCGUUGCAGCGGCAAGGCGUAGGGGGAGUCGGGUAGCAGCAUCCUCCCGGGCUCCGCUUUCGUGCGGCGGCGGCGGCGGCAGUAGCGGCGGCGGGGGCUUCCUCUGCCCCAAUACCUCGUUGGGCAGAGCCGCUGGUGCCGGGGGCGCGGCGGGCAAGGGUGCUCUGCGGCCUCGGGCUCCUUUGCCGAGAGCCGUGUGUACCAGAUCCUUCCGGGCCAGUCAGAGGCUGUGGAGCGGCGGGGACAGCUGGCAAUGCCCGCCCAGGCAUCCUCUGAGUGAUGGAAGAAGCGGCUGCUGCCGCCGCCACCGCUGCAGGGUCGCGCUGCGCCCCAUCCACCGCCGCCAGAGAAAUGGGAAGAUUCGGGGCGCAGAGGCCGAGAACGAGAGAGGCGGAGCUGCUUUGCCAGGAGCUGGGUCCCGUAUAAGGCCCCUCCCGCCCCCCCUCCUCCGGAGGGCUUCGUCCUCUGGAGCGAGGAAGGAAGCUGCGGUCCCGAGAAGGCGGAGGAGACGCAGCUGGAGCCGAACACACGGGGCUCAGCCCAGCGCGAAGCAGAGCUCCGGGCCCGGCGAAAGUUUCCCUUUCCGAGCCGCAGGGCUCCCGUUGCUCGGAAACUCUGUUCAGGGCUUGGGCUGCCGAGUCCCGCGGCCCUCUCGGAGGCACGGGGACCCCCAGCGGAAGACAGCGCUCGAGAAAUCGAGGAACGAGUAAUAGCAGGACAGAGCGCCGGGCCAGAAUCCGGGGCAGCUCCAGGUCGCGCCCGCGGCUCCAGGUUCUUCUCGGAGCCGCUGCCAUGGGAGAGCCAGCUCUCGGCGCAGGGGACCAGACGCCGCUGUUGCCGCGCCCUCCUCGGAGCCGCGGCCCGA
This is a messenger RNA of Pteropus alecto (black flying fox), 1013 nucleotides long. RefSeq lists its product as uncharacterized. Bases 1 to 858 code for a protein of 285 amino acids. The transcript is spliced from 3 exons. The record is from RefSeq and is a predicted model, not a curated record. NCBI's taxonomy places the organism in Eukaryota, Metazoa, Chordata, Mammalia, Chiroptera, Pteropodidae.